AGUGCGCCCAACAGCGGACUCCGAGAGACCAGCGGCCCUCGGAACCAGCAGCACUCGCUCUCAACCACCCACUCACCACUCUCGGAACCAUGGCGGCAGUUGCGGCAGCCUCGGCGGAACUGCUCAUCAUCGGCUGGUACAUUUUCCGUGUGCUGCUGCAGGUGUUCCUGGAAUGCUGCAUUUACUGGGUAGGAUUCGCUUUUCGAAAUCCUCCAGGGACACAGCCCAUUGCGAGAAGUGAGGUGUUCAGGUACUCCCUGCAGAAGCUGGCGUACACUGUGUCGAGAACCGGGCGGCAUGUGCUGGGAGAGCGCCGCCACCGGGCCCCCAACUGAGGCUCCAGCCCCCACCCCUGGGCGGCCGUGUCACCAGGUGCUCCUGUGAAAUUCCACCAGCAUGGGAGCCAAUGCCGCACAGGAACGGGGGGUCCCCUCUGCCCUCUCGCCAGAGGAGCACUUGCCAAGGUCAGUGAGGGGCUGGUAGGCCCCCGGAGACGCAGCACCGACAAUGACGACAAUACCAGAUCCCUUCCCCACCCCUUUGCACCCGUCCCACUGCGGGUGGCGUUGAGGGGGGGGAUGGGGGAGCAGACCCCUGAGAUCUGGCCACAGGCAAUGCAUUCUGAUCUGGACCAAGUCGGGACAGCGCCAUCCCAGCCCCGCAGUGAAGGCCAUGCCAGCAGGCCCCACCACAGAGAUCCAGACAACCACACCAGCCAGCAAAAAUGGACAUUCCAACAUCACCAGCCGAAGCCCUGAAUCUCGGUGCAGCAUACAAGGCGACAACUGCGUGCCCGUGUGGCGGGACUGGAGGGCAAGGGUGAGGGAGGAGGGUUAAGAAGCUGAGUGGGGCCCUCUCACUGUCCCUUGCCUACAGCACGUGCAUUCCAGCCUUUCUGCCUCUGCUCCCUCAAUUCCUCUUUCCCCCUCACUCCCACCCAAAAGAAAUGUCACUCAAUUUGGACCUAUUCAACAAGAAAAUGAAUCCCAUCUUUACAAAAACACCUUCUCCGAGCCCCCAGCCCUUCACUGAUCUUGCUUUCCCCAGGUCUCACGCAAUUGUGGUCAAUAUUGUGGUAAUCGCUAAUUGUAAUGAUUGUAUAAGUGUGCAUUAGUUGUGUCUCCCCGGCUAGAUUGUAAGCUCCUGGAGGACAGGGACCGCCUCUACAAAAAAUAAAAAAAGUACCUCCCCCAUCUCGCACAGUGUCCCAGGACCCUGCGGGGUGGUGGAGGCGCACCAAAAA
Camelus dromedarius (Arabian camel) is the source of this 1243-nucleotide messenger RNA. It is a transcript of the gene NNAT, whose product is annotated as neuronatin. The transcript has 3 exons. The record is from RefSeq and is a predicted model, not a curated record. Gene Ontology annotation, cellular component: cytoplasm. The coding region runs from base 90 to 335 and encodes 81 amino acids. Lineage: Eukaryota; Metazoa; Chordata; Mammalia; Artiodactyla; Camelidae. Gene Ontology annotation, biological process: brain development; positive regulation of insulin secretion.